AUGGCGUCCCCACGGGAAUUGACCCAGAACCCCUUGAAGAAGAUCUGGAUGCCAUACAGCAAUGGGCGGCCCGCUCUGCACGCCUGCCAGCGCCGUGUUUGCAUGACCAACUGCCCAACGCUCAUUGUCAUGGUCGGCCUGCCCGCCCGGGGCAAGACCUACAUCUCUAAGAAGCUGACUCGCUACCUGAACUGGAUUGGUGUGCCCACCCGAGAAUUCAACGUUGGCCAGUAUCGCCGGGACAUGGUCAAGACGUACAAGUCUUUUGAGUUUUUCCUUCCAGACAACGAAGAGGGCCUAAAGAUCAGGAAGCAGUGUGCGCUGGCAGCCCUCCGUGACGUCCGGCGGUUCCUCAGUGAGGAGGGAGGCCAUGUGGCGGUUUUUGAUGCAACGAAUACCACCCGAGAACGGAGAGCGACCAUCUUUAAUUUUGGGGAGCAGAAUGGCUACAAGACCUUUUUUGUGGAGUCCAUCUGCGUGGACCCCGAGGUCAUAGCUGCUAACAUCGUGCAAGUGAAACUGGGCAGCCCUGACUACGUGAACCACGACAGUGACGAGGCCACAGAAGAUUUCAUGCGGCGCAUUGAGUGCUAUGAGAACUCGUACGAGUCCCUGGACGAGGACCUGGACAGGGAUCUGUCCUACAUCAAGAUCAUGGACGUGGGGCAGAGCUACGUAGUGAACCGCGUGGUCGACCACAUCCAGAGCCGCAUCGUGUACUACCUCAUGAACAUCCAUGUGACCCCCCGCUCCAUCUACCUCUGCCGACACGGGGAAAGCGAGCUCAACCUCAAGGGCCGGAUCGGCGGGGACCCGGGCCUGUCCCCCCGGGGCAGGGAGUUUGCCAGAAGUCUGGCCCAGUUCAUCCGUGAUCAGAACAUAAAGGACCUGAAGGUCUGGACGAGCCAGAUGAAGAGGACCAUCCAGACAGCUGAGGCCCUGGGUGUGCCAUACGAGCAGUGGAAGGUCCUCAACGAGAUCGACGCGGGUGUCUGUGAGGAGAUGACCUAUGAAGAAAUUCAAGAUCAUUAUCCACUGGAAUUUGCCCUGCGGGACCAGGACAAGUACCGGUACCGGUACCCCAAGGGGGAGUCCUACGAGGACCUGGUCCAGCGCCUCGAGCCUGUCAUCAUGGAGCUGGAGAGGCAAGAGAAUGUGCUGGUCAUCUGUCACCAGGCUGUGAUGCGCUGUCUCCUGGCCUACUUCCUUGAUAAGGCGGCAGAGCAGCUGCCCUACCUCAAGUGUCCACUGCACACCGUCCUGAAGCUGACCCCUGUGGCUUACGGUUGUAAAGUGGAGUCCAUAUUCCUGAAUGUGAUGGCUGUGAACACGCACCGGGACAGGCCUCAGAAUGUAGACAUCUCGAGGCCCCCGGAGGAAGCCCUCGUCACGGUCCCUGCGCACCAGUGA
Messenger RNA from Enhydra lutris kenyoni (northern sea otter), 1410 nucleotides. Its product is annotated as 6-phosphofructo-2-kinase/fructose-2,6-biphosphatase 4. The record is from RefSeq and is a predicted model, not a curated record. Gene Ontology annotation, cellular component: cytosol. Bases 1 to 1410 code for a protein of 469 amino acids. Gene Ontology annotation, molecular function: 6-phosphofructo-2-kinase activity; ATP binding; fructose-2,6-bisphosphate 2-phosphatase activity. Lineage: Eukaryota; Metazoa; Chordata; Mammalia; Carnivora; Mustelidae. Gene Ontology annotation, biological process: fructose metabolic process; fructose 2,6-bisphosphate metabolic process. The transcript is spliced from 14 exons.